AUGUCGUUCUUCGAUCUUCCCCAACGCGACUUAGAAGAAGAAAGGAGGAAAUUUCUCGAGGGCGACAUCAAGGAUGGCGAUGAGGACGUGCCAGUAUUCAACUGGGGAGAAGAGAGCUACGAUGGCCUAGGCGAUGCCCUGCAAGAGGGCGGCGACGAGCUCAACGACGAGACCUUUGGCAACGUCGGCGACGUUGGAAAGGACUUUGACUUUAGCCAGCCUGCGAUUCCCGGCUACGAACCUCCUCCAAGACCCAAGCAGGAGCCCACAAAGGACGAGGUACCGCCCGCUCCUGAGUCCAGGGAACAGCAACAACCACAACAGCAGCACCAACAGCAACAGCAACAGCCUCAGUCUCAAGGCGUGCCAACUCUGACUUCGCGUCCAAGUGUCCAAUCGCUUGAAUCGAUCUGGGAUGACAAGUCUCUGGCCUCCAUCCUUCCAAAGGCCAACGGUUCCAGUGUUCUCAGGAACCAAGACCAGCAGCAUCUGCAUCACCAUCAACCCUCUAGAAGCAUCGCGACACCUCCAGUUCCCCAGGCUUCGGCUAGGUUCAGUCCCUUUACCGCCGGAGACGUCCCAGUGCCCCAGCACGACCCUAUCGGACAAGGCAUCGGCCAUGUGCAGCACCAACAACAGCAGCAAAGGGUCCGCACGCUCCAGGAGAUUGAGGAGGAAAUGCUGUUCCAGGCAGCUCGCGCGAGACAAAAGCAACAGGAACAAGAAAUGCUAGAGAGGGCCAUUCUUCAACAGCGUAUCGACGAGCAGCGGCUUCAUGAACAGGAGCUUCGGAGACAAGAGCUUUUACAUUUUCAACAAGAACAACAGAAGGAACAGCUUCAGCGUCUCGUGCAGUUGCAGCAGCAGCAACAGCAGCAGAUCCAUCAGCACCAGCAACGCGGGUCUCAGGGGACGCCACCUCCACCGCGUAUGCUCCCUGUAUCUCAGUCCCCCAGAUUCUUGGAGCAUCACAGGCAACAGGCACUCCUUCUCCAGCAGCAGCAGCAACAAGAAAGGCUUCAUCAGCAACAGCAAUUGCUAUUGCAGCAGGAGCGUGAACGUGAAAGGCAGCGCCAACUCAUGUUGCUUGAAGAGCAGCGCAGGAUGGAGGAGCUCGAGAAACGGCUGGCUCACAAUCUGAUGCUUGAAAACAAACCUGGUUCUCCUUGGAGGGGUCACCAUGAAGCUCCCCAGUUCCCGAACGAGCACCUUGCCCAUCGUCAGUUUGCGACACCUUCCCCAGCGCGACAUCUCCUUCAGCAACAACAACAACAUGGACAGUUCGGUCCUGGGGUUGUUGUUGGACUCCAAGAAGGCAUCCCUCUGUCUCAACAACAGUCGCUCCAGUUGCAGCAACGCUUAUUGGCCGAAAUGUCGCAACAAGAAUACGCGAGGGAUGUUCACGGUAUGGGUCCUAACCAGGAACAACUCCGUCUGGAAGCAAUGCGCAAGAUCUUGGAAGCGGAAAAGAUGGAGGAAAAGAGACGCCGCAAGGCUCAAAAACUAGCCUACAUGGCUCGAUACAACGAUCUCAUGACCCAGUCGGACAAAGACUUCAUCACCCGUAUACAAGUUUCACAACUCGUUACUCAAGACCCAUAUGCGGACGACUUCUAUGCACAGGUCUACGGUGCAAUCCUUCGGUCCCGCAUGGGUCUCCAGGCCCACGACGAACGCGUUUUGAAAUUUGGAUCCGGUGGAGGUGUUGGACUCGGGUUGGCCCCCAAGGGCGGCAAUCGCAGACCAAGUGCCAUGCAGCGUAUGGAGCAACAAGUCGAAAGGAUCGUCAAUAACGCUAGGAAACGUGAAGAGGAAAAGGGACUGCAUUCCUUGCACAGUCUUCAGGGAGCCCUCGGCAAAACCUCCGGGCGGAGUUACAAAGCCGCCCCGCGUCAACUUCUCCAAGUCGAAUCAGCUUCUCCUAACCUCUCCCCCGCCCAUGCACACAUCUCCAAGGCUUCCGUAUACAACGAAGGUGCUGCCCAAGAAGCCGCCAAGUUGGGCAGAGAGGCUUUGGGUGAUGCUGCCCAUGACGGUGAAGUUGUCCGACAGGAACCACUUACCAGGCGAGAGACCUUGGUCAUCCUUGAGCGCUUGUAUGAUCUUGUUCUUCACGUUGAGCAAUUGAGGAGGGACCAGCCACAUCCUGAGGAUCCCCCAGAGGCCAUGGAACAAUGGAAAAAAGAGUACGACGAGAACGUCGAGUUGAUCUGGAAAGAAAUGCGAGUCAACGUCCCUCUCGAGACUAGUAACCCGCAUCCCUUUAUUUCCCUGCUCAUGCCAACAAAAGGGAAGAAGGUCCUCCCCCGCCUCACGCGCCAUCUGCCCAGCGACAAGAUGCUUAUCCUCCUCACCCUCCUCGUGGCAUGCUUCGACCAACUGGAUGUUAUCAAGAGCGCGCCUGUCCUGGAUUCGCUUGUCGAGACAAGUGAGCGUAGCGAAGUCGAGCGACAAACCCAGGCUUUCUUGGGAAGUGUGAUGCAGGCCAUCUUGCCCAUCGUGUCCGUCGCCGAGCUGCGACUUGUUACGGGCCUGUUGUCUUUGCUUCUCCAUCGAACCAAUGUUGUUGCUGUUGCUCAGACCAGGCCCGGUCUGGCCCUCCUCACUCUCUUCCUGAGUCGUGUCGAGGUUAUCAAACAGACCAUCAACUCGGGAGCUGAACAAACUGAAAUGCCGACAGCAGAAGAAAGCCAAGCGUGGCAAAUGAUGUUCGAUCACCUGUUCCAGCUGCUGGCACCACACCUUAUGCUCCUAUUCCCAUCCACACGUAUUGCACACACCAACAUCACUGGCCAACCGCCCGCGAAUCCCACCUCCAUCGACAUCGUCGACCAACCCGUCUGGCAAUUCCUGGCCGCACUCGCGCUCCACGCCGUUACCGAGCAGCAUCAAAUCCUUGUCACCGCCCUACGGGAAAAAGUACUCGACAACGUGCUCAGUGUGAACAAGGGAUGGGUUGCGGAUGAAGAGGAGAGGCAGACAAAGUUGGCAAACGUUAACCUAUUCUUACACGCCUUGGGUUUAGAUAGUUCUCAGAUCGCUCUGUGA
Messenger RNA from Coprinopsis cinerea okayama7#130, 3048 nucleotides. RefSeq names its product topoisomerase II. Gene Ontology annotation, cellular component: P-body. Gene Ontology annotation, molecular function: RNA binding. Gene Ontology annotation, biological process: deadenylation-dependent decapping of nuclear-transcribed mRNA; P-body assembly. The transcript has 9 exons. Lineage: Eukaryota; Fungi; Basidiomycota; Agaricomycetes; Agaricales; Psathyrellaceae. The record is from RefSeq and is a predicted model, not a curated record. The coding region runs from base 1 to 3048 and encodes 1015 amino acids.